This is a messenger RNA of Cucumis sativus (cucumber), 820 nucleotides long. RefSeq names its product cysteine-rich and transmembrane domain-containing protein WIH2. The record is from RefSeq and is a predicted model, not a curated record. The transcript has 3 exons. Bases 167 to 475 code for a protein of 102 amino acids. NCBI's taxonomy places the organism in Eukaryota, Viridiplantae, Streptophyta, Magnoliopsida, Cucurbitales, Cucurbitaceae.
UAAUGUAAAUAUCUAAAUUAAAAUAAAUGCUUACAACUAGAACUUGUGAGAAGGGGAAAUACCCCAUUACCCACCACCUUAAGCAAUUCUGCUAUCGUUUUCAUCUUCUUUCUUCUUUCUUCUUCCUCACAUCUCCAAAUUUCUCCAUUUCCAUUCCCAAAGAAUUAUGAGUUACCCUUACGGCUACAACCAUCCUCCGCCCGAAACCUACCCUCCUCCUGGGUACCCUCCACCGCAGCCUGGAUAUCCCGGCUAUCAGCCACACCCGCCGCCACCGCCGCAUCAAGGCUAUCAAGGCUAUUUCUAUGAUGGGUAUCAGCCAUCGGCCCCCCCUCCCCCUCCUCCUCCACCGCCUUGUCAUCAUCAGCACUAUCACUACGAUGAUCGAAAUGAUUGUUCCUCCUUCCUUCAUGGAUGCUUAGCUACACUUUGUUGUUGUUGUAUAUUGGAGGAGUGCUUGGCCUGCUUCCGAUAGACGAUUGCAAAAUAGUGUUUCUUCUUCAGUCGGUUCAGCCAUGCUGUGUUCAUGUCUUCUAUUGUGCUGUGUUCAUGUCUUCUAUUAUGAAUCGUCGCAUCACUUGAAACAAGAUUUGUAGUUUCUGGUUUGUGUGAUUGCAAACUAUAUCUGUAUUGUUUGAUAUCUAAAUGUUCUUAUUUACUUUUAUACAUACCUAAACAAAUAGUAGAUAAUACUAUUAUAGACUUGGAAUCCCUAUUGUUGUCAUCCAUAUCAAUUUCUUUAAGAUUUUGAUGCAUGGUUUCUGUGGAGCCUUGAUACAGAAAGCAGAAUAUGCUAUUUAGAACUUGGUUUGAUCCUUCA